Xyrichtys novacula (pearly razorfish) is the source of this 621-nucleotide messenger RNA. NCBI's taxonomy places the organism in Eukaryota, Metazoa, Chordata, Actinopteri, Labriformes, Labridae. The record is from the annotation of a GenBank genome assembly.
AUGCUUCUUGCCACUUGUGUCGUUGCUCUCUUCUGCUUUAUACCUGCAAGCAGUUUGGCUCCUCCGCACUGUGAGGAACUGGUCCGGCCUCUGGAUCAUGUGGAUGGUCAUCAACUGGACGGACUAUGGCUUUUGAUCGCAAUCAGUCUGGACGACCCUCUUUAUCCCGCGGAGACAUUAAAAAUUUUUGACAGUUGGGUCAUAAAGUUUUCCAAUGCCAGCGAUACCUCCAAUACCAGCAACCUUUUGUACGAGACCAUCUAUAGUGCUGGUGGCAGUUGCUAUAAUCCUCCCUCCUCCAACAUCACACUUAAGGGCAACAGCUUCUCCUCCAGUAACGUCUCCAUAACCUUCAUCCAUACCGGCUGUUCAGACUGUUUGUUAAUGCAUUUCUUAAAUAGAGAAGGAUUUGGGAACUUGCACCUGUACAGCAAGAGGAGGGAGGUGGAGAAGGAGGUGAUGGACGAGUUCAAGACUCAGAUAGAGUGUGUGAAAAAUCAACCACCUGUGAUGAUGGAUACCUCCAAGAAGCUCUGUCCAUACCAGAUGCCCACCCUGCCUGAAAUUGAAGAGUUGGCAGAGAAGCUAAAGGCAGUAGAGAAUGUAGCUCCUGAUGCAUGA